This is a messenger RNA of Penicillium canescens, 1554 nucleotides long. RefSeq lists its product as uncharacterized. The transcript has a single exon. Gene Ontology annotation, biological process: pentose-phosphate shunt; pentose-phosphate shunt, oxidative branch. NCBI's taxonomy places the organism in Eukaryota, Fungi, Ascomycota, Eurotiomycetes, Eurotiales, Aspergillaceae. Gene Ontology annotation, molecular function: NADP binding; phosphogluconate dehydrogenase (decarboxylating) activity. Gene Ontology annotation, cellular component: cytosol. The record is from RefSeq and is a predicted model, not a curated record. Bases 1 to 1554 code for a protein of 517 amino acids.
AUGGCAAGAACCUCUGACAAAGACAAUGCACUGAAACAGUUCCACUGCAUCAGAAUAGUUGGUGCUGGGAAUAUGGGUACACCGAUGGCCAUCGCUUUCUCAGAAUUGGGUCUUGAAGUUUCGAUCUGGGAUGUCAAUGGGAAAAACGUCGACCAGCUUAAGGAAUGGUCCCAAAACAACAAGACCAAAGGUGGAAUCUCCACAUUUCACGAUAUCAAUGAAUUUGUCAAAAGCCUGGAGAAUGAGAAACGCAAACUAUUCCUCUUCUCCAUUUCGCACGGUAACCCGGCAGAGUCUGUGUUGAGUAUGAUCAAGAGCAAUCUCAAGGAUGGAGACAUCGUCCUUGAUGGAGGCAAUGAAAAUUAUCAACGUACCCAGAAAAGACAGGAAGAAUGCGAAAAGAUCGGUGUUCAUUGGAUCGGCAUGGGUGUUUCAGGCGGCUACCAGGCGGCUCGUCGUGGUCCAAGUCUGUCCCCAGGCGGUGAUGCGAAAGCAUUGGAGACUGUGAUGCCACUACUCGAGCUAUACGCAGCGAAAGACCCUAAAGGCAAUCCAUGCGUGGCUCGAAUUGGUCCUGGUGGCUCGGGGCAUUAUGUGAAGAUGGUUCACAAUGGGAUUGAGGGAGGCAUGUUAUCGACCUUGGCCGAGGCGUGGUCUUUUCUCCACAAUGGCCUGGAACUCGACUACAGUGCCAUAGCAGAUAUCUUCAGCCAGUGGAAUAACCGGGGAGAAUUACGAGGUACCUAUCUGCUCGAUAUAGCGGUCGACAUGCUACGCGCCAAGAUGCCUUCUGGCAGGCAAGAUGAGGAUGACAGCAAAGAUCAUUACGUGCUCGACGAAGUCCUGGAUAAAGUCGUCCAGGAUGACGAUGGUACUGAAGGUACACCGUAUUGGAACAUCAUGGAGUCAGCAUCUCGGCAUAUAGCGACACCUACACUUGCUACAGCUCAUUACUUGCGCGUUGCUAGCGGAAACAGAGCGGAGAGGCUGUUGGCUGCCAAGAAGCUUCAAAUUCCAGAGCCCAGGCCACUCCAGGGGAUCAAAAACAAAGAAUCUGUUAUCGAGCACUUACGCUGUGCCGUAUAUUGCUGUUUCCUAGCCUCAUUCUGCCAGGGGCUAGAAAUGAUUACACGAGCUUCCGACGACGAGGGUUGGGGCAUUGAUUUAGGCCAAUGCCUUCGAGUUUGGCGUGGCGGCUGCAUCAUCCAAGCCAACGGUAUAGCCGAUCUAUUAGAGCCUGUCCUAUCGACCGAUCAUCAUUGGACAAACCUGAAGCAUUCCGACGAAGUCGCGGGGGAGCUGCACCGCACUUUCAGCUCUCUGAAAGAGAUCGUGGUACAGGGCACCUUGGCCGACCAAUAUCUUCCCGCGAUUUCUGCAUCUCUCGAGUAUUUGAAAUAUGGAGGUGGCACAACACUCCCGACGAAAUUCAUGGAGGGACAAAUGGAUUUCUUUGGUGCCCACGGAUAUGAUAAGCCCGGUGUCACUGGAGAGGAUCCAGGGCCCGUCAGGAAAGGUCCCCAUCACCACGAAUGGCGGCCAGCAAAGGAAUGA